AUUGUCACUACAGCUCUCUGCCUUCACACACACACACAAGGGUAUUAGUGCCGCUCAGCAGCCUAAACCUCCAGACGCCGCUGCCUUGCCCCCCCUUGAGCCCUCUUUGCAGACAAAAAGCUGCCCUACCCCACCAGGUCUGAGCAGGCGCUUCAACUCAGCACUCGUCUGUUUCAUCCAUCAGUGAAGACAGCUCUUCAAGUUAGCAGGUGACCUGUCCCCUCCCCGGCGUCCCAGCAGGCAGGCAUGGCAGACGGUCGGCAGCCAGACGAGCACUGGUCUACAAAUGGCCAGGAAAAUGGCGAGAAUGGCUACUCCGCCUACAGCUCUGCCUACAGGGAGAAUGGAUACCACGGUGGGGCAGCUGCACAUCCUGGAACGACAGUGGAUGACUCAGCCAAUUUGCCUCCCUCCCCUCCCCCCUCUCCAUCCGCUGAGCAGAUUGGGCCCGUGGCACAAGCCCAGCCAGAAGAAUGUAUCAGUGAGGCAUCUUGUCAGUCUGCUGUGAAAGAAGAUGAACCUCAAGUGGCAUCACUACCCGAGAAGCAGUUGGCAGUUGAAAGAGCAAAACCUGAAGGUGCAGAACUCGCCUCGAUUGAACCUCCUUCUCAUUCUGUGAAAGAGAAAAAGCCCUCCGACACAUCUUCAAUUGAGCAGAGUAACCAAGACAGAGAGGAGGCAGCAGAAGAGGUUGCCGAGAGACACCUGCUUGUGGAGUCCAAAGAAAAAGAAGCAGAAAAGCCUCAAAGGACAGAGGAGUUGUCAAGUCUUGAGGAUGAAGACAAACAAGAGGUUACCUUACAGAGGAAAUCAGGAGUCCCUAUAAAUGAAAGCAAGGAAAAACAAGACACGGAUGAGGGGAUGAAUAAGGAAGGCCAAGAGAGUGGCAGUGACAUUAGAUUGCAUGAGACGCCAGUAACUGACAUUCAGAAAGUGGACCAAAGGCAAGAAGCAGUCAAGUCAAGUCCAGAACGUGGCACAGAGUUGAAAGCCACAGCAGAUAUUUUUGUAGACCAAGAGUCAGGAGCAAAAACCUACUUUGAGACAUCCUCUAAAAGCCCUGAAGAGGAGUCCUCACAAACCCAGAGCUAUUAUGAACUCAGCACAGCAACAGAGAAAAAGUUAAGUGAGGAAUCAAAAAGCCUUGUGCAGAAGCUCGAGGAACAACAGGAGAGAAAAGACAAAAUAUCUCCUGGGAAGAUGUCACUAGACCAAAGAAGCCUCUCCCUUAACAUUACUGUUGGAUCUUUGGCAGGACAGACCGUGAAGGGAGAGAAGUCAAGGACAUUGUGUCCAAUUAGUGGAAGCUUUGAUGAACCUGAGGGUUACCCUUUAACACCAGCUGUAGAGAGCCAACACCACUUUCCUCCAGCUGUCUCCAUUACCCCAACUACCACCGAAUCACCUGAAGAUACCCCCAUCAAGGCAGACACACCUUUUCCUACUGACAAGCACAAACGUUUUGAACAUUCAGGUAGUAUCUCUGAAAUGUUGGACCUGGCUGGAGACCUACCUCGGCCUUCAUUAGAGAGGAGGGAGGUUGAUCACAUGAGGCGAAAGUCUGUGCCCACCAAUGUGUCAGCUCUGGUGGGGAGUUCUUUGGCCAAGCUUGCCUUAGAAGAUCAAACCUCAAGAGUAGUGGGAGGGGAAAGCCAACUGGAGGAACUGGGCUACUGUGUCUUCAAUGAGUACUCAGGGCCCAUGCCUUCUCCUGCUGAUGUACCCAGUCCUGGGGACUCUCCGCACCAGCGUUUCCCUUCUAUGGAGAGUGAAGCUGAAGAGGAGCUUGGGGCCUCGGAAGGUGAAGGUGAUCAAAAAGGUACGCAACAAGAUCAUAAGGGAAUCAUCCCGGAGAUAUCUCAAAAACCAGUGUUUGAAAAGAAAGAUUCACCAGUCAAGAGUUCCUUGAUUCUUGAAAAAGCUGUGACGAGUGGAAUAAAACCUGAUCGCCUAAGAAUUCCGAUGACUUCUUCAAAAGAUAGACUGAGUGAGUUUCGUUUGGAGACAGGUCUCCCUGGUGACUUAAAGAUCCAAGCCAUCCCCGAGGUAGAGGUUGAAAAAGACCCCUCAAGAGAGGCGUCUCCCAUCCCACCAGACAGUUCCUUUACUUUUAGUCCUGUGGAAACUGGAAGCAAGGUACCCCCAACCCCCACCACCCCCAAGUCCCCAAAUGAUACACCCUCAGAAACCAAAGUCACUGGAGAGAAGGCAGGAAAAGAUGUCCUGUCGGAGGUUGAAGCAGAGAACGAUCAAGAGUCUGAAAGGAUUGAAAAUAAACCAGCAGAGGUGGAUGAAGGAACGCAAAAAUCUAAGCAGGAGGAAUCAGAAGAAAGGAGGGAAGAACCAGAAAUAGCAAACACAAACAUACCUUCCGCAUCAUUGCCGUCAUUAGGAGAGACCACAGAAACAGAUGAAACUAAGAUUCAAAGUGAGCCACCUACAAGAUCAGAAACACUAGAAAAGCAAGAGACCUCAAAAGCUGUUGAGGCUUUAAGCACCGAAAAGCCCUCAGAUGUGAAAGAUGCCAAAGUCCAGUUACAGUUACAGGAGGUGACUCUGGAUAAAGUCGCACCAAAGCCACAAAUAUCUUCCCCGAUCAUCAUUAUACCUCAAGCACAAGUAGACGAAGAAGCAGAUGAAGAGGAUGAUAUUGAGAUUGCCGAAGAGCCUCAGGAGGUUAUGGAGGAAGCUGAAGUGCCUGUGCUCCCCAAGACUGAUCAAGCAGAGGAGAGUCUAAUCAAAGUGAGGCUGACGGUAGGCGAUCAUAGUGUGGACGAAGAUUCCAAGUCUGGAGCAGAAGAAUGGAGUCACAGCGCACAAAACAGCGAUGACGGGGAGCCUGCAACGGACAGUUCGCAUUUGUCUCCAUGCUCUGAUCAUGAUCUACCACUGCAACCGGAUGAAGGUAGUACGAAUGAGAGGAUGGAAGAGGAUAAAGUAGAAGAAGAUACGCAAAUGAGUAGGGAUGAAGAGAUGAAAGAGGAGGGCAAAGUGGUAAAGAGAGACUCAAAAGGGGAGGAACAGGUGGAGGAAUCUGGUUUGGAUAGGGUAGGCAAGCAAAAAGAGAAGAAAACUUUGGAGGAUGAGGGGGAAGAGAGGAUGGGUGAAGAGGAGGUGGAGGAGAAGGACAUCGAGAUUGGUCAGGAGGUGGAAGAGACCUCUGAGGUGCUCUGCCAGACCGGUCAGGCAGCUAAUGAUGAAACCACCAUGGACGCCUCUAUCCUAGAUACAGACAGUGGCUGGAUGGAUUCACAAGAUGAUGACAAAAGUAUCAUGACUGAGAAAAUCGAAGCCCUUCCUCAGGUCCAGAGUCCUACCAGUACACCUGUGGUGGACAGACCCGCUAAACGGGCCCCUGGCAGAGGAAGGGGCCACCCUGGCUCCACUGAGAGUAAAGUGUCCCGCAAAGUGCCCAGCCACCAUCCACCAAGAGAGGAGAUGAAGAAGAAAAAAGCUGUGAGGAGGGCUGACCAGAAUAAGGUGUCAGCCCUCCAAAGUCGUUCUCCGUCUCGAAAGAGUGUAGCCAAAGCGGCAGCCAGACAUCCUAGGCCCGCUCUGCUUCACGGCUCUGCUAGACGCAAGGCCACAGGUAUGGAAAGCCACCAGCCUCUCAGUGUGGCCCAUCAGUCCAGGGAGAGGACCACUGAGAGAGCAUACCGCAGCCCAGAGAAGAGGUCGUCUCUGCCCAGGCCGGCCAAAUCUCUGACACGCCACAUUCCUGCUGCUGAACAAGAAGACAGCACCCCCUCCAGGCCAACCUCGAUCCAGUCCAGAGCGGACAGCAGGUCUGGAAGAGCCCCUGGUAUGGCAGGCACAGAGUCUGCACGUUCUCGAUCAGUCCGUAGCGGCGCCUCCACUCCUGGCUCCUCUGCCGUCACGCCCGGCACACCCCCAAGCUACUCCUGCCGCACCCCUGGCUCUCGCACCCCCGGCAGCCACACGCCCAAGUCCUUCAGCGUCCUCCAGGAGAAGAAGGUGGCGGUGAUCCGAACCCCGCCCAAGUCGCCAUCCUCCGCCCAGCGGCAGCUGAAGGUUCUCAACCAGCCCCUGCCUGACCUGAAGAAUGUAAAGUCCAAGAUUGGGUCCACCUCCAACCUCAAGCACCAGCCGAAAGGCGGACAGGUCAUGAUUCCAAGUGUUAAACUGGACUUUAGCCAUGUUCAGGCUAAAUGUGGCUCCCUGGACAAAAUCCAGCACGCAGCAGGCGGGGGGAACGUCCAAAUCCAGACCAAGAAGAUCGACUUGAGCCACAUCACCUCCAAAUGUGGCUCCAUGUCCAAUAUCCACCACAGACCAGGAGGAGGUCAUGUGCGCAUUGAAAAUGUGAAGCUGGACUUUAAAGACAAGGCCCACGCCAAGGUCGGCUCCCUGGGCAACACCAGCCAUGUUCCUGGAGGCGGGAAUGUUAUGAUUGAGAGCCACAAGCUGACCUUCCGGGAAACAGCCAAAGCUCGAGUGGAUCACGGCGCAGAAAUCAUCGUCACCCACUCCCCUGGCGUCGAGACGGGAGGCACUUCCCCUCGCCUGUCCUCCUCCGGCAGCAUCAAUAUGAUGGAGUCACCCCAGCUCUCCACGCUGGCCCAGGAUGUCACCGCUGCCCUCGCCAAACAGGGCUUAUGAGCGGGCUGCCUCUCCUUCGGAUAGCCUCCAAAAAAUCCACACCAUCACUCCUUUUCCCAUCAAUUUCACUCAUAAGCAUCCAGUGUUCUCCCGAGGUCCUUCACUGCAACACGACCCCCGUGACCCCAAAGGUUCUACAGUUACAGUUGAUAGACUGUCUCGUCCAUCAACGACCCUUCUGGCCCUCUCUGUGGGAUUAUAAAAACUGAAUUCUAAGAUUAUGCUUCAUUCACACCUUUAAAAGGAACAUGCCCAGUCACUUUUUAUUUCUCAUUUUUGUUCACUCAAACAUGGACUUUUCUGUUUUGUUUUAGAUAGGCUGUACAUUAAGGUUUUGAAUGGAUGUUCGUCUAAGAAGGCAUUGACGGUUUUAAGAUUGUACAGUGAUUUUUUUUUUUAGCGUGAAAAGCAUCACAUUCCACGUGUUUGGAGAUAAACGGUAUGGUGCAUAAUGUUCAUUCGGAAUUUAUACGAUACUGAAUGCAAGAAAUAGCUACUAGAUACUAGACGCUAGUCUUAAAGAUACAACAGCAAGAGACUUAAGUUACAGAAAAGUGGCGCGUAACUGUACCUGCAAAAGAAUGGCUGAUGAGCAUGUCUGCUAAAAUGUGACAUGACGGGAAUUUUCGUUUGUCGGUUUUAAUCUUAUGGUUUCCUGAUAUGUGCUGAAUUGUUGGAAAAAAUUGUGUUCUCCUGUUUCUUUUUAUAUAUGUCACUGUAGUGGAAGUUGUUACAGUUUUGUAUGUUCCCUGUGGCUGCACUGGCUUAUUAGCACUUCCAUGUGGAUAACCACUGCAGUUAUGUCGAGUCAAGCGCUAAAAGGCUAGCUUUCCAAUAGAUUUUUGUUUUCUUUUUCGCAAACCAAUGGGCUGCUCUUUUUGUUUGGUUUUACAUUAGCUCUGUGAUUUUAUUAGGCUACAACAACGCUGUUAUGCUGGCAUGGCAAAUAAAUGAUAAAUAAAUUAGAUCUAUUUGGAGCGAACUUAAACUUUUCAGUGUGAGUGUAAAUGGCCAGGAUGCAUUCUAGUGUUCAAGGUCAGAUCCCUAAACCGGCCCCUCAUGCUCGUGUGAUCUUUCUCCUUUUACAGAGACUGGGUUGUACAUUGUAUUUGAAAGGGGCGAUGGGCCCAAUGUUUGUUUAAAAAGUGGCAAGUAUGAAGCUUUAUAUGAAAACAUUCCAUAAAAAGAGCAGCUACCUGGCCAUUUUGUGCGGUUGAACCGGUAACUUUACAGGAAAUGAAAGCAGAAACGAAGAAGACAAGAAGAAUGGGAGUAACCCUCAACUUGCAGCUGUUAGAAUUCAUUUUAAAAAAAAAAAGAGUAAAAAACAAAACUGUUCUAGCAUAUUCUCUGCUCACCAUUGUGAAAUUCCUCUGCCCCCUUUUUCCUCCUCCCCCAGGUGUCAGUUGCCCCUCCAGUGUUUUUCUGUGCUUCCUAUAUCCGCGCCUCCCUCCUCCCCCGGCCCCUCUUUGCCUGUGUAAGUGUAUUUAAAAGACCAUGUAGAUGUGUGCACACUUUCCGAUGUUUGAGACGUACUGAUGACAAAUGCUCCUACAGGAUGAUGACAACAGAAAUAAAGAAAAUAAAAACA
Molecule: messenger RNA, 6211 nt
Organism: Epinephelus moara (kelp grouper)
Lineage: Eukaryota; Metazoa; Chordata; Actinopteri; Perciformes; Serranidae
Product: microtubule-associated protein 2-like
Exons: 16
Coding region: 247-4620 (1457 amino acids)
Biological process (GO): neuron projection development; microtubule cytoskeleton organization
Cellular component (GO): neuron projection
Molecular function (GO): microtubule binding
Source: RefSeq, a predicted model, not a curated record